This is a messenger RNA of Stereum hirsutum FP-91666 SS1, 1646 nucleotides long. RefSeq lists its product as uncharacterized. The record is from RefSeq and is a predicted model, not a curated record. The transcript is spliced from 4 exons. Bases 495 to 1319 code for a protein of 274 amino acids. Lineage: Eukaryota; Fungi; Basidiomycota; Agaricomycetes; Russulales; Stereaceae.
CUCCAUUCUCGUCGACAAUGAGGCCGGCUGCGUGGAGGACAUAUGGACCCUUAGCUCGACUCAAAGAGAACAAUGCCAUUGAACUGCCUCGUUGCCUGGGCGAUCUUCUCAGUCUCGACUCUAUAGCUAGCUGGGGUGGGUGCUCUUUUAUACGCUUGUUCUGUGCGUUCGGGUGCUUCACCCUGUCCUCUUCCCUCUCGUGUUCGUGUUCGAAGUCGCUGUCUGUUCCUGUUUGCUAUAUAGACGGUUCACUAGGCUCCAGGAUCCGAGCCUAUCAUUCUUAUUUUCUUCCUUCACGCCCACACGCUUGACGCCUCCUCAGCCCGUUCUCAAUCGCUCGACGGUGCAGGCUCACCCAUUCCACGCCAAUUGGAGGAUAUAUACUUUUGUGCACUCGCUACAACCACGACAAUCUCUUCUUGAAUUCCGCUCGCUUCAUCAACAAGUCUACGCUCGCUUUACCUCCCUAAUAGUCCCCAUCCAAUACACUCAGAAUGCUUCCCCCUCGCGCAUACGUCUUCAUCGGUCUCAACGCCAUCCGUGCUCUUUCCAUCAUCGCUUGUCUUCUCGUGUUUGCCAGUAGUAUCACCACGAUGGUACAUGAUGUCGAGGCCGUUAAUCGGUUCAUUGCGGAGGGAAAGGAUGAUUCGUCGAAUUCGACUAGUAAUCUGAUGAGCUAUGAGUAUAUUGCUGACAGCACGGUGCCCAACCAACCGGCUGGUGCAUUCUGGGCCGUCCUCAACCGUCUGCUCAUCAUCUUUCAAAUCAUCGUCCUCAUCCUAUCUGAGAUUGGCUGGCCGUCCGCCUUUUUCGACCGGUAUUUUCCUGUGCUCGGGUCCGAGUUUGGCCUCGGUGCACUCGGUGUCAUUCAAUGCUUGAUUGGUGCCGCGGUCCUGUCACACCACGUCGACGACUUCUCCCUCGUCUCCGCCUUCUUCCUCUUCGCCCUCGGCUGCCUCAACAUCCUCCUCGGCCUCAUCUUCCGUCAACACGCGAAAUCCAAACGGUCCAUCUUCAACUGGCGUAACCACGCUAAAUCCGUCCUUCCCACCAACGUCGCCGGCAUCAACGUCGAGCGCGCCGCCUCCGCCGCGUCCGCGGCACACUCGUUCGCUUCGUCUCAUUUUGGGAAGGAGAAGGGUGCUGGGGCUGGGGUCGAUGAGGAGGGACGGAUGCAGGAGCCGGCGGCGGACCGGGAAGAUAGGUUUGCGGGCUUUGGGUUUGGGAGGCAGGGAGAGAAGAAGGCGGGUUUGAAGGGGUUUUUGAUCUCGAGGCCGUUGGAGAGCUUGCCGAAGUAUGCGCCUGGGUCGAGAGCUUGAGUUUUAUGCUGCUUGUUGGCCUUGCGCGGGUUCCUCGUCCUUUCGGAUUGCGGAUUCUCCUUCCCCGGUCGCUUACGCUCGCCUCCAUAUGAUGGCUUGUCAUGUCGCUUUACGAGGACACUGUGCCCCGAGACCCGUUGAACGGGGAGGACGAUGAUCAACGACGAACGCUGGAUGAUUUCUGGACGAUGAUUGUAGGCUGGGUCGUCUUUAGGGUAUUUGCGAAUAAUGGGCUGGUACCGGUACCGGUCGUCGUAUUUUGUAGCUCUUAUACCUCCAUUCCUUGAAAUUGUAGCGAUUAGCGGACUGUGAUUUUAUCUCCUUGGC